AUGUCACUUAAGAUUGCAUCAGUAUUGGAACUAUCAGGAUUCGAAAGGUACUCUUGUGUACAUGGGAAUUGGUCAACUAUCUGUCAUGCUGCUCAUUUAACUGGUGAUCAUACAAUUAUUGUCAAUAAUAUUCAACAUGUCAUUCCUCAUCUACUUAAACGACAUCCUCGCAUGCGAACACGUCUUCACAUCGAAGGUUAUCAACAUUCACUUCAAAUUUUCGACUAUGAUGAAGAACAUCUCAAGGCAAAUCUAUUUUAUUCAAUUGUUAAUACAAAUGACCAAUCGUGGCAAAAAAUUGUCGACAAUGAAUGCAAUCGAAAUCCAUAUUCUGAUAAUGGAAAGACUAUUUUUACUCUUUUUCAUUUCAUGCUUAUUUUCAACGAAAAUUCUUCACUAUCAAAUGACAAUCUAUUUCACUUACUUCUAUUUAGUAAUCAUUGUGCAUCUGAUGGACAAACUGGCUACAUUUUAAUGAAUGAAUUUUUAACUUUAGUUACGUUAUCGGAUUUAUGUGAUAGGAUGGAACCUGUAAAUACACAAUUGAUUCCUUGUAUCAUUCAGUUGACAUCUCGUCUGUAUAAUCCUUUUCCCCAUUUCAUGGCACGAAUUAGUACACAAAUGUAUCAGCGUGAAUUACGUAAACUUAGUCAUCUACAUAUUCCUGUUAAGGCAAUUCCUCUCAAUGGUGAACCAACACCGUUUCCUAUUCAACCAAUUAAAAGCAACUUUUUCUUUACUUCAAGUUCAUCAACAGUCUAUUCAUAUUUACAUGAAAAAUGUCGUAAUCAACAAAUCACAUUGAAUGGUAUAUCAUUUGGUUGUUUGUUAUUGGCUUCUUAUCAUUGUUUUCCAAGCGAGAAAAAAGAAUAA
This is a messenger RNA of Rotaria sordida, 873 nucleotides long. The record is from the annotation of a GenBank genome assembly. NCBI's taxonomy places the organism in Eukaryota, Metazoa, Rotifera, Eurotatoria, Philodinida, Philodinidae.